Messenger RNA from Chrysemys picta bellii (western painted turtle), 5507 nucleotides. The record is from RefSeq and is a predicted model, not a curated record. NCBI's taxonomy places the organism in Eukaryota, Metazoa, Chordata, Testudines, Emydidae.
GCCAGGCCCUUCCCGCCCUGUCCCCCCGCUUCCUCCUCGCACAAGGGGAGCGCGCGUAGGGAGUAUCAAUUUCCACUGGCAACUCGGCCUCCAGCUCCCGUUUGCAGCCGCCGGGCCAGUUGCUGCGUCCGGCCGGAAGCGUCUCCUCCCCCCCGUCACAAUGAGUUGGGAGCCAACCUGACUGCGUCCUUAGCAACCGCCCCGGCGGCGGCGCCUGAGCAUCGGCCGGAGGCCUGGGAGGCGAGUCGCUUUGGCUGGGUGCUGAGGGACGCACCUGCCUCCACUCCAGUCACACUCAGAAACCCCUUGGAAAUCACAGAAAAAUUCAUUCAGAAGUUCAAUGAUGCAACAAAUCCACAGGAUAAAGAAGACUUACUAGAACUAGCUAAGAAAAUGCUUGCCAGAUGCAAGAGAAGAUCAGGCCUUGGCACAUUAGGUUCUGGGAAGCAUGUGGAUCUUCCAGUAGCAUGGACAGAAGCAAUUAUAUUGGCUCAAUGCAAAGGUGAAAUCCAGGAAGAAGCUUUGGACAUCCUUUUAAUUUCUUUGGACCAUGCUCCCAUGAAUCCAGAGCAUGUCCCUGUUUUAUUUUUCAUCGCUGAAUCCAUUUUGUAUAGGAUUUGUUGUGAUGCGGCACAGAAAUCUUAUUUAUACUCCAGUGAAAUCAAGUUAUCAAAGGUUGGAUUUUUGGUCUUUUUAAGGCUCCUUGUUUUUCACCUGUGUGGUCACCUGGAGACUUCUGGAGAACAUACAUAUAGGCUUCAUACAGAUUUAAAAGCACUUUCAGCUUGUGAGGUCUGCUACCAUCCAUAUCCAAACAUCCUCUCGGCUGUGCAAUUUAUGCUGAAGGCUGGAGAAACCAUAUGUGGUGCUGUGGUAUUUUCUGAUGUAAGCUUGGAAGAAAGACAGAAGCAGAGUCCUCUUGGCAUGUCCUUCUUGGAUUCUGACCCAUCAGUUCAAUUAAAGCUUGAACAAAAAGAAAAUAUGAUUCAGCACUUUCUUUGGCAUAGUCUUGUUGUUUGGGUUUGUGUACACAACAACUCUUCUCGACUAGAUGAAGUGCUUCAACAUCUUCUGUUCUAUAAGGAAGAGCUCCACCAGAAAAACUGGUUGGAUUCUGUAUUAGGUUUGUUGGUCCUUGGAGAGGCUGCCAAAUUAAACUUGUCCUGCUUGAAGGUUUUAAUGGAUCUAGUGAGAGAUUUUAUUUCAAGCUCUGUGUCUCUUCAGAAGCAGAAAGACAACUGCAUGAAAAAUCUAUCAUCCUGGCACUGGGAAAUAGGCUACAUAUACACCACUGUGCUCAGAGACAUUUGUUUAAGUGGUAUUACCUCAGAUUUACAAAAGACAGCUUUUCUUGGAUUCUGUGAUUGUACAAAACCGCCUAAGCAUCCAGAAGAAUUAAGUGGAGCAAGUUUUUUUGACUUUUUGCACUACAGUCCUUCACAUGAUCCACAUGACUGUGAAGAACUAUUCUGGGUUAUUCGCUAUGGUGUUGUUUACAAUCUGGUUGUGAUGUGCAAUGAACUCUGUGGGGAUGCGAGUCGAGAAGGCUUAAGGAAUGCAGUAUGGAAAGCUUUACAGAAACAAAAGAACAAUGAAAAGGAUAGCCGAGUCCUGGAAGCCAUAAGAGUAGCUGAGGCUGAGGCAAAUGGUCCAGCAAAUCCUUUUAUUAGUUCAAGUGCAAAUGCUCCAUCAUCUCCCAGGACCUUAACCUCCUGCCAGUAUGUGGGCUGGAGAGUUGCCAGUGUACUAUCCCAGGUCUACUUACCACCCAUUGGUCCCAACGUCCCUCUGCCAAGCAAACCUAAACAGAAGCUAUCUCCUAUGCCGUAUCAGCACUUAGAGCAAUGUGAGGUGGAGAAAAAAACUGCAUGUUCUUCUCUAAGGGAAGAACUUUUGCAAGCAAGAACACCAAUUUAUCCAUAUCCAGAUAUCCUUACCCGGACAGAUAGGGAGCUAAAGAAGAUAAUUGAGGAUCAGUGGCAGAAAGAGCUGCAGAUCAGACUUAAGGAAGAGGAGGAGCUCCUGGAGAAAGAACUUCAGGAAAAACAAAGGAAGGAGGAAGAGCACUUCAGAGAAAUUAUGAAAAGGCGAGAAGAAAAGCUGCACAAGAAAACCAAACCUUAUGAGCUUCCUGUUAAACACAAAGCUGAAGAUUUGAUACAGUGAAUUAAAAGAGCCAACUGUCAGUAUUUCAGCAACCAGCACAAAUAUGGGACUGAGUUUCUAAUUUAAAUUUAAAUACUUAAAAUUAAAAGAAAAACUAGAAAAAAUAACUCUGCUCCCCAGUGACCAAUUGGUGUGUACUUGUAGAAUGACCUAGCGUGCCAGGUCUGCAGCUCUGUGACACCUGAGGAAUCCAUUCCCCUGAGGAUUUCAGCAGUCUAGGAAAAAUUCCUGGGUGUUACUGAGCUGUCGAAGCAGCUCUAUGCCAAUCACUCUCAGAGUCCUUAGCAAUGGGGGUGUUCUUGGAGUAAGAGGAAGUGGCUGGAGCACCACAGCAUCCAGUAUUCCCCAACUGCUGGAGUAGCCCUUUUAGGUCAUGGGAAGCCAGGUUUAAUGUAGAGUAGUCCUCAGGUUGCCUUUUGUUAUAAGGAGGACUUGGAUGGGCCUAGUGUCAGGGAGCCUCUGCCCCUCACAUGCCCUGAGCCGAUCGUAGCUGCUGCUAAGGCUCUAGCCCAUUAAUCUUAGAAACAUGCAAAAAGGCUCCAAUUCAGUAAAUGGGUUUAGGGAAAACCUUUUUAUAGCUUUGACUUCUUGAGGUUCAUUUGGAGUUUCUACUUUCAACAAUGAACUGAAGCUUCCAAAUUUUACCUGAUUUCAGGUCAAAAUCAUGUGAAAUCAGAGAGCUUUCUAAUGUUCUCCCUUCAGAACCAUACACUGACCAAAUAGCAACUCAUAUUUGCCACAGGAUUAGCAAAUCUUUGUGACCUUGUCCAUAGUUUGGGUUUGAAACAAAACCAGGCACAUUUUUCUGUAUUCAGGUUUCCUUAAGAAAGGUUCAUAAAGCUCCAGUUAUUUCCUAAAUGCAAGAACUUUCAUGCAUCAUCACUUUUUGCUACACUCUUUUGAGAUAAGAUAUAUCAGAAAACUAGUCAUUAAACCUGCAGCAACUAAGAGUCCCAAUUGAGUGCAAUUUUUCCAGUUAUCUUUUUUCCAAUAGUAUAAUUAGCAUUUCUUCCUAUUAAUUCUUGACUUAUGAUCACACAGCAUAUUUUAUCAUUUGUAAAUAGAAGUAGUUGGUAUUCGUUACUAAACAAUUAAAUAUGAAUUAGUCGUAAAUAAUUGAUAAGUGGCAUUUCUGAAUCAUCUCUGAAAAAGAAUGAGCAUCAACUGAGUUUUGCCUGUGUGAGCAAAUCUUAGAAUAAAACUGGCUAUAAACUUGUCAGAAUACGGGAGCAAUGAAUUGAAACAAAUUCUUCUUGAAAGUUUCUUUUUAAAAAAAAAACCCCAAGAAAUCAGCAAGAGUGGGCUAGAAUCAUAUUACUCUUGAAAUUCAGCAGAUCUCCGACUGCUGGCAGUGGGUCUCUUGGGCAUGUGGUUAUGUGAUUUGAAUGCACAGUUGUACUACUUGCAUUUGCUAAUUUGGCAUGUGAUUGCACACUUAAGUUAUUUGAAAAUCUGACCCUCAAAGUGUCAUCAUUAGGCAUCGUAGCUAAAAUAGCUGUGAUGAAAGGGAGAGUUCAUGCUUCUUUGAGCAGACAUUUCAGGUGACCAAAGACAAUGUUACAUUGAUUCAUGUUUGGAGGGGUUACUUUUGAAGACCUGUGAAAUGCACAGCUCAAGACCAGUAGGGAAACCCUACGGAUCUCAGUAUCCCCAAGAAUACCCAGUCUCUCUGAAUUGUUCCCCAAGCUUUCCCUCUCAUUCCUCUUUUUCCCGACAAUGGGUUUGAAAGGAGUCAUUCGAUCCUGCAUGCCUGCCUAACAGCUGUCCUGAGCCCCCUCCCCAAACAAAGGAAAAUUCCUUUGUGCCUAAAAUGAACCCACAGGAGUUUAUGCCGAUUGGUUCAUGACUGUAUCCAUUGAGAAAAAUCUCUGCAGGAUUAGGGAUGAAAUACCAUGGAGGAUGGUCAUCACAUUGAUCUUGCCCCUCUCACGACCAGCAUCCCCCUUCCACAGCUACAGCAGCCUGCCCUACGGCCUAAAAUCUGCAGGAUUGGUGGAAUGUGUCACAUAGCUCAUGCUUCCCCCACGUUCCCCAGCCAGAAUCUAUCAGCUUUUGGCUCUCCUCCAGACACAGGGAAGGGGUGGGGAGGUGUACAUGGCCUAAACUACAGAGCAUGUAUGGCUAUUUUACACUGUGCUGUAACCACACUCACUUCAGUGGGUUUACUCCUGAUUUACAUUGGUAUUAGAGGAGAAUUCAGAUAAUAAAUGGUCCAGAGGCAACAUGGGGGGGGGGGUCAUGCGGGGUCAUGUGCCCCCUUUCCUCCCCCAGCCAUGAUUUGCUGCUUGGCUUGUACUGAGCAUUCUCAGUCACACUGCUGCAACUGGCUGCUCUCGUUCUGCUUUCCCCCUCCCCCCAAGCACAGGUUGUCUCUCAGAUUUGUCUUCAAAUUGAGCUGGUUUCCUUGUUUCAAUGUUUAUUGAAACUAAAUCAGAACACAACAAACAUAUUUAAAAAAUUAGCCAUUCAUGAGCAUGUCUCCAUCUAGUAAAAACAGUAGCAGCUACACUUACAAAACUUUGACUAUUUUAUAUCUGAAUGCUGCUAUAACAGUGAAAAAUUUUAUCACAUCUGCUCUUUGGGAGAAAAGUGAAGAGCAGGGGAAACUUUUCUUUUCCUGCCAGUGAGCAUACAAACCCUGAGUGCUGGUGAAGAUUUUUUUGAUGGAUUCAGCCCAUGUUCAGCCUAUAAGUCAUAGGUUGGCCAUCUGAGAUUUAAAGCAUUUGGAAUACUCAUUAUACUAAUUCUAACAGUCUUCCCUGACAUACCAUGUGCAUUUGGAACCUUAUUUAUAAACAAAGCUAAUUUUGAAAUGUCAAAUUCUCUAACAUAAAUUCAAAUAUUUACAUAGUUUAACAAAUUCCAUUGAUGAUUGUUACUUUUGAGCAAUAGGCAUUUUUCAUAGUAACAUACCAAGCUGAAGGAUAAUUUAGCUUUAAUGUUAUUCACAUGCACUUACUUAGCCCUAGCUGAGGACUAAUUUCCAUAAUACCUGCUGCUGUACCAUUUCCUUAUUCCCUCUUCAUAUUUCGGAGAAAAACAAAAAACUCAAUCUGUUUAAAAAAAAAAGUAAAAAUGUUCUCAGAGGAAGGAGAUGUGCUUCCUGACUACCACAAGGACUCGCUUGUGGCUGCAAAGCUACAGCCCUAUGAUAAGGGGCUGCAGAGACACUCAGUCCUCAUGGGAGCUCCAGGGGACAUAGCACCUGAUUCUCAUUUACACUCAGGCCAUUUUACACCACCCUGAUAAUGAAAAGAAGCCUUAGAGGGUAAGGGCUUGUCUUCAUGUGCAGCACAGCUGCACCAGCGUAGCUGCACUGCUCUAGCGCUUUAGUGAAGACA